UCCAGUUCUGGUUCUUUUAAUUCUGACUGUUUUAUAUCACAUUUAUAUCAUUAAUACAAUCUUUCUAAAACAGACAACAAGAGGGAGCGAAAUACAACCUGAUGUUUUGGCACAAAUGAAGGAUUACGACACAAAAAGUGAAUCACAACAUCAGGUACAUGAACCACCACAUGUUGGUGAAAAGAAACAAUUGAAGUAUGAAAUUCAUAUUGAUAAGAAAUGGAAUCACAAUAAACAGGAACUUUUUGACACAAUAAUUAAAAGUGACCCACCACUUGAUGGGAAAUAUGAACAACCAAAUGAAGUUCAUAAUUAUAACAUAGUGGAGAAAAUUGGAAAAAGCAAGCCAGAAGUCAGUGUAGAUCAGAUAAAUACUGAGACACUUGGUGAUAAGAACACAGUGUCAAAACUGAAAAAUGUUUAUUUUGCAAAAACACACAAAGCAGCGAGUACCACAAUUCAAAAUCUUCUUUUCAGGUAUGGAGAGAAAUAUAAUCUGACAUUUGCAAUGCCUUGGAAUAUCCAUCGUGCUGGAUACCCGAAUCAUUUCACUCCUGACGUCAUUAUGCCUUUAGCAAAGGGAUAUAAUGAAUAUAAUGUUUUUUGUCACCAUACUCGAUUCCACCCAAGAGUCUUAGACUUCAUGCCUCAUGACACGCUUUAUAUAGGAGCAGUGCGCAGUGUAGAGAAACAGUUUCUCUCUGGGUAUAUGUAUCAUAAAUUUUAUGAAUGCUAUGGAAUGAAAAAUGAAAAUAUUACUCAAGUUCUGGAAAUUAUGCAAGGGUAUAAACAUGGCCUGCAGUGUUCAAAAUGGAAAGUCUCCAGUCAAAGUGAACAAAUGUUUGAUUUUGGACUUCAAAUUGAAGACAUGUCAAACAUAACUAUGAUCAAAGAUUACAUACAUUAUUUAGACAGUGUUUUUGAUUUCAUAUUUGUCGCUGAUUAUUUCUAUGAAAGUCUGGUUUUGCUGGCAGAUAUUCUCAAUUUACCAUUGAGUGACAUGGUAUUCUAUCAACUAAUGCAAGUCAAGAGACAUCCAGAGUUAAGCACAAAAGACAUUUUGAUUUUGAAAAAGUGGAAUAUUGCUGAUUAUAUGCUAUAUGAUCACUUUAAUCAGUCAUUUUGGAGACGGGUGGAACUAUACGGCGAAAACAAACUAAACCAAAAAGUUGAAGCGUUAAAACAACUUCAGGAUUCAGCUCUGUUAAACUGCUUAAAAAAUCCUGAGAAUAUUUUAUGUGAACUAAUGGAGCUACAAGAACCGCAAUUUACACAUGAUUUGAAAAUGAAAAUGGUCUUUGAAGAACAUUUGAAUAUAAAAGUAGGAACUCAAAUUAAAUUCCAUACAAAAUGGCCAAGCAAACUCGGAAAGUCCUAUCCAUUUCAUUCAAAGACAUUCAAACAACUUCAUUUCAGAAACUCUAGAAUUGAAAAGCAUUAUUUAUCAGUAUUAGAGCAAAAGUAGUGGAUUUUAAAGGUUACAUUUGAAAUAUCAACACAGAUCUAAUUUCAAACACUCAAUUACCAGUAUCUCACAAUAUUUGUUUUUAU
Messenger RNA from Owenia fusiformis, 1551 nucleotides. NCBI's taxonomy places the organism in Eukaryota, Metazoa, Annelida, Polychaeta, Sabellida, Oweniidae. The record is from the annotation of a GenBank genome assembly.